Molecule: messenger RNA, 1797 nt
Organism: Polypterus senegalus (gray bichir)
Lineage: Eukaryota; Metazoa; Chordata; Cladistia; Polypteriformes; Polypteridae
Exons: 3
Coding region: 904-1749 (281 amino acids)
Source: RefSeq, a predicted model, not a curated record
CAAACAUAUAUAUGUAGGUUUUAAAAUAGGCCAGAUUUAACGUGUCACAGAUCGUUGCACUUUUAGGCUUAGGGUUAUUUUAUGUAUAGAGAGGGUAGGUAGAGCGCUUUACUAAUCUGUCGUAUCAAUCUAUUAGAAUACAUCGAUACGUUUUGGGCUGAGGGUGUGAGAUGUGUUAGUCAGGCCUACCAGUAUACUGUCGCUAGUGGGCAGCGCCUUUCGUAUCCAUCUGUGCUGUAAUCAGUAAUAUAGCGCCUUUCAUUUGUGUUACAGGAUGCCUUCCAUCAGUUGCAUUCUGGUUCAACCACCUGUUGCAUCUGUCCCUCGCUAUUAUAUGAGGGGCGUUCAAAAAGUUUUAUAUUUUCAUUGGAAACGGGGAAGAAGGAGGAGUAAUUCGGCGUUAAAAAGUUGGCACGACGCUGGGAAAAAUUGCAUAGCAAACGAAGGUGACAGUGGAGAAUAGAGAUGUCCUCUGUGUUUGAACUUCUUAAUAAAUAGAGUUUAAAAUGUGCAGAACCUUGAACGUCCCUUGUACAGUGCCAUUUUCAUCUGCCUACCCAUCUUAUAUGGUGCCUUGUAUAAAGUGCGUAUUUAAUCUCUUUACCCGUUAUAGAGUACCCUUCACAUGUCCCAUCUAAUCUUCACCUGCCUGCCUUAUCUCUUGUAACGUGACGUCACUUGUAUCUUUUCUUUGGUGACUUUUUAUACUUGUAUCUCGGUUACAUUGUGCCUUUGAUGUCUGGCAGUUCUUUGCCAGUUUAUUAUGUGAUGCCCUUUAUCUCUGUUGUGGUGUCCCUUACACACGUCUCUGUGUUUUAAAGUGUCAGCUGCCCAGUGCACGUCCUGUCUGUCUGCGCUUUGUGACUUUUAACACCCGUCUCUCCCUCUUUCUCUCUCUCUGUUAUGUUGUGCUUUGGAUAUCCUAGGGGGGUGUCUCCUCUCUUCUGUAGUACCUUUCAUGUCAUUCUGUUAUAUAGUGCCUUUCGUCUCUAUCUGUCUAUCCAGGUGCUGCAGGCAGUGCUGACUCGCGGAGUGUUGGCAGACGUGCAGGAUUUCCUAGAGACCAGAGUGGGCAUGAAGGGGGCUCAGGAGUCUGCCAGAGUGCCACCUGUGAUCAGGGUCAAGCCAGAGUCACCCACUGAUGUCCCCUGUCAGACUAAAGGAAGAUGCACGCCGGCCCGUAGAUGUUCUGCAUGGCGUAGGGGACAGUGUGCCUUUCGGGGAUGUGGAGACCUCUGUGAGAGGAGCCUCUUCUGCUCGUGCCUGAGAUUUCCAGCACUCUUUCGUCACGGGACUCCAGAUGAGGAUGAUCUCCCUGAUCUUGGUGUCCGGACAGCAGUCUCCCAGUUGUCGUCCCUAUGGUGGGGGCAGGCAGUGGUCACCACCAACAGACGCCCAGAUUCCCUGUUCUUCUUCUCCUCCUCCACCUCUGUUUCUUCUUCUUCUUCUUCCGAGUUUCUCCGUCCUUCCCUUUUAGACGAUAAGAGAAUUACGAGCAGAGCAUCUGGUCCAGCGGUGGCGGCAGCACUCGACCGCCUGGUGCAGCUCCACCUCAGCUCAGAGAGAUCCCAGAAGCAGUGCAGCUCGUGUGGGUGGCGAGGGCAAUGCCAUGCAGGUGCGCUCUGCAGGACGAAUGGGGCACGUGUGAUGCGAGGGGACGGGCGCCUAAGUGGAUUUUUAUAUAAUCCCGCUUGUGUGUUAUGUGAUCUCUUGUUGUCUCCAUCACCCCAUUCAUCGGCGUGCGAUUAAAUAUUACACAACCGCAGCAGACCUGGCUUCAGGCUGGCCACCGAGUGG